ACUGUCGGAUGUGCGACUGCUGUGGGACGUUUUGGAGCCCGAACCCGACAGCGCACCGCCCCUCUACGUGCUGUGGAGGCUGCACAGUAACGUCCCCGGGCGGCUGCAGGCCUGGCCCCGCCGCGCCCCCCCCCGUCUCGUUGGCGUUCCUGGAGGCCGUGCUGAGCCACGUGGGGCUGAGCGAGGUGCACAAAGCCAUCGCGCUCUUCCUCGACGCGCCGCCCGCCAUGGGCGGCCCUCAGCACACGCAGAGGAGCAUCUAUAGGGAGAUCCUCUUCCUGACGCUGGCAGCGCUGGGCAGGGAACACACCGACAUCGCCGCCUUCGAUAAGAAGUACCGCUCUGCGUUCAGCAAGCUGGCGGGCAGUCUGGGCAAGGAGGAGCUGCGGCGGCGGCGGGCUCAGCCCCCCAGCUCCAAAGCCAUCGACUGCCGCAAGAGCUUCGGGGCCCUCCUGGAGUGUUAAGGGGGGGUGGGGGGGGGGACUCACCCGGACACCCCUCAUUCUCAGCCCCGCCGGGGGUUUUUUAUGCCGGAGUUCGGAUAGAGCGGUAUUUUUUAUUUAUUCGUCCUGCCGUCACUGGAAGCCCCCCCCUGCAGCGCCGCGGGGUCCGGGGGGGCGCCCCGCACCGUGCAAUAGGGCUCCCCCCCCCUCCUCCCCCCGGGGGGCGCCGAUGUCAAUAAAGCCGCCGCAGUAUUUUCUC
This is a messenger RNA of Gallus gallus (chicken), 702 nucleotides long. RefSeq names its product DENN domain-containing protein 4B-like. Gene Ontology annotation, cellular component: cytoplasmic vesicle. Bases 9 to 464 code for a protein of 151 amino acids. Gene Ontology annotation, biological process: regulation of Rab protein signal transduction. The transcript has 4 exons. The record is from RefSeq and is a predicted model, not a curated record. NCBI's taxonomy places the organism in Eukaryota, Metazoa, Chordata, Aves, Galliformes, Phasianidae.